This is a messenger RNA of Aspergillus steynii IBT 23096, 2082 nucleotides long. Its product is annotated as ferric reductase family protein. NCBI's taxonomy places the organism in Eukaryota, Fungi, Ascomycota, Eurotiomycetes, Eurotiales, Aspergillaceae. The record is from RefSeq and is a predicted model, not a curated record. Gene Ontology annotation, biological process: intracellular iron ion homeostasis; iron ion transport; copper ion import. Gene Ontology annotation, molecular function: ferric-chelate reductase activity. The transcript is spliced from 2 exons. Gene Ontology annotation, cellular component: plasma membrane. The coding region runs from base 4 to 1950 and encodes 648 amino acids.
GCCAUGUUGUCUCCUCGUCAUGACAUGCCCUCGUCGGGCGGCGACAUGGAACCGCAUUGGGGCUAUUUCGACCGUGAACUGCCCUGCAUGGUCGAUGCCGGUAAAUGCGCCUACCUGGACGUCGUCUAUCACAGCCAUGACUUGUCCGUCCUGUACACCAUCAUCAUGUGGGCCGUGAUCCUCGGAAUCCUCCUGCUGUGCUUCCUCGCCCACUACUGCAACCCCGUCACGCGCCAAUUCAACAGCUGUGUUAGCAAGAAAGAGGACGUCGAAAACCCCGGACACGCGCAAAGCUCGCUCUAUCGCAUGCGACGAGCGCUCGGAUCGCUCUACCAUCGCUUUCUGAUCGGCGAAUUCCUUCCCUCCGUCUUCGGCAACACCACGCGGUUCAACGUCUUGAUCCUGGUCGUCUUGACUGGCUACCUGACCGUCUUCAGCUUCGUCGGAAACGUGUAUAAGACCUGGUAUAGUCCGGUGGAGGGCAGCCCCGACACGAUCCGCGUCGGCAUGGGUCCAUGGGCCGAUCGUAUUGGAGUGCUGGCCUACGCCUUGACGCCGCUGUCGAUCCUCCUGUGCACUCGGGAAUCCAUUCUGUCGCUCGUCACUGGCAUCCCGUACCAUCACUUCAACUUCCUGCACCGCUGGCUCGGCUAUAUCAUCUACAUCCAGGCGACGCUGCACACAAUCAGCUGGACCAUCGUCGAGGGAAAGCUGUACCAGCCACAACCCUCCACGUGGAACGACUUCAUCAAGCAGGAAUACAUCAUCUGGGGAGUCGUGGCCAUGAUUCUCUUGACUUUCCUGGUCGUCUUCAGCACGCAAUGGGCCAUCCGGCUAACUGGAUACGAGUUCUUCCGCAAAUCCCACUACAUCAUUGCCAUGAUCUACAUCGGCGCCUGCUGGGGCCACUGGGAUAAGCUGGCAUGCUGGAUGAUCGCCUCGCUGGUGGUCUGGCUGCUCGACCGCUCCAUCCGACUCCUGCGCACUUUCAUCCUGCACUUCGGCGCUUUUUCCAACCCCGACGUCUGCUACAAAGGACUCCUCAUCCCUAAAGCCCACAUCUCGCACUUCCCCAACAUGGAAGACGGCGACGUCGUGCGUCUGGACUUCCAGCACGACCACGCCCCCUGGGACAUUGGCCAGCACUUCUACCUCUGCUUCCCCGACCUCAGCAUCUGGCAAUCCCACCCCAUGACGCCCAGCUCGGUGCCCGGCACGCGCACUCAAUCCCACACCUACAUCAUCCGCGCCAAAGGCGGCAUCACCCGCCAACUCGCCAACAUCGCCAGCCACCCCGACCCGUCUAAGAACGCUAGCACGCCCAUCAUCGUCAACGGGCCCUACGGCCAAUCCAUCGUCGACAACGACCUCGCCUGCACCGACGACAUCAACCUCUUCUUCGUCGCCGGCGGCACAGGCAUCACCUUCAUCCUGCCCCUCCUGCAAGCCAUCGUCCUCAACCCGCUCUUCAAGACCCGCCGCAGCCAAAUCGAAGUGAUCUGGAUCAUCCGCCGCCGCGCCGACAUGCACUGGGUGAUGAACGAGCUGGACGCCCUCCGCAACGCAACCUACAGCUGCUCGCACCUACGCAUCCGGAUCUUCGUGUCGCGCGAAAACGAACGCGACAAGUCCGCGUCUGCGUCCGCGUCCACGACAGAGCUGGAAAAGCACCCGUCCGAGCGCAUGGCACCCCUCAACACGGACGGGUUCAUUGUGCGCUCGAUCGGCGCAGGCGCCGGAGCGUCCAAACACCCAGAUCUCGCGGCUGAAGUGGGCGAGUUUGUGUCGCGGACGGUGCGCGGCCCCACGAGGGUGGUUGCCAGCGGGCCGGUGGGCAUGAUUCGGGAUUUGAAGAGGGGGGUGGCGAACUGCUGUGAUCCCGGGAAGGUGUUGAAGGGGGAGGAGAGGUUCGAUGUGGAGUUUGUGUUUGAUGAUCGGUUGGAGUAUUAGACUUUCUGUGUCUAUCUUUCUCUCUACAUUUGGUGGUUUUCGUUUGUAUAUAUUUGUGGGAGGGUGCUGGGAGUGCAGGGUCUGGGGAUACUGCGUGUAUCUGUGCUGGACAUGGGUGCAAUGCAGUUGUUG